Acanthopagrus latus (yellowfin seabream) is the source of this 3974-nucleotide messenger RNA. It is a transcript of the gene fxr1, whose product is annotated as fragile X mental retardation, autosomal homolog 1. Gene Ontology annotation, molecular function: protein homodimerization activity; translation regulator activity; mRNA 3'-UTR binding. Bases 106 to 2301 code for a protein of 731 amino acids. Gene Ontology annotation, cellular component: postsynaptic density; membrane; neuronal ribonucleoprotein granule. Lineage: Eukaryota; Metazoa; Chordata; Actinopteri; Spariformes; Sparidae. The record is from RefSeq and is a predicted model, not a curated record. The transcript has 19 exons. Gene Ontology annotation, biological process: regulation of mRNA stability; regulation of filopodium assembly; regulation of translation at postsynapse, modulating synaptic transmission.
AGCAGACACACCGCCGCCGUCCAGCAGUCACCUCUCCACUCCCCAAACUUUACCGCUGAUGCUUUCAGGAGCACCUGUCGUCCCAACAUCCUUUGCGUGUCCAAUAUGGAAGAACUGGCGGUGGAGGUCCGUGGCUCCAACGGGGCUUAUUACAAGGGCUUGGUCAAAGAUAUCCACGAUGACUCUCUCACCAUUGCUUUUGAGAACAAUUGGCAGCCAGAGCGCCAGGUGCCCUUCAGUGAUGUCAGGCUGCCACCGCCCACUGAAGGGAAGAAGGACAUCGGAGAGGGCGAGGAUGUCGAGAUAUUCUCCAGAGCCAAUGAUCAGGAGCCUGGUGGUUGGUGGCUGGCCAAAGUCCGCAUGAUGAAGGGAGAUUUCUAUGUGAUAGAAUAUGCUGCCUGCGACGCCACUUACAAUGAGAUUGUGACCUUUGACCGUCUGCGUCCAGUCAACCCUAACAAGGCCAUCACCAAGAACUCCUUUCACAAGUGCACUGUCCCCGUUCCUCAGGAUCUACAAGAAGCGUGCCAGAAUGAAAAUGCCCAUAAGGACUUCAAGAAAGCAGUCGGAGCCUGUCGCAUCUCAUACUGCCCUGAGACCAGCCAACUAGUGAUUGUGUCCACAAAUGAGGCGACAGUGAAGCGUGUGUCAUUGCUGAGUGACAUGCACCUGCGCAGCAUCAGGACCAAGCUGUUGCUGAUGUCACGCAACCAUGAGGCCACAAAGCACCUGGAGAGCUCCAGGCAGCUGGUGUCAUCCUUCCAGGAGGAGUUUAUGGUGAGACUGGAUCUGAUGGGCCUGGCCAUUGGCAGCCAUGGCAGCAACAUCCAGCAAGCACGAAAAGUGGCAGGUGUCACUGCCAUCGAGCUUGAUGAGGAAACAGGCACUUUCCGGAUUUAUGGAGAGUCAGCAGAGGCCGUGAAGAAGGCCAGGGGCUACCUUGAAUUUCUGGAAGACUCUGUUCAGGUGCCCAGAAACCUUGUUGGCAAAGUGAUUGGUAAGAACGGUAAGGUCAUUCAGGAGAUUGUGGACAAGUCCGGCGUGGUGAGAGUCAGGAUAGAAGGAGACAAUGACAACAAGCAGCCCCGACAGGAAUUGACACAGGGAAUGGUCCCAUUCACCUUUGUCGGUACUAAGGAGAGUAUUGGCAAUGUCCAAGUCUUGCUGGAGUACCACAUCUCCUAUCUCAAUGACAUGGAGGAGCUUCUUGUGGAGGGCCAGCAGCUAGAGGAAGAGCUAAGGCAGAUUGUAGCUGUUACACAGGGAAGAAGCCUAGCAAGACUCAGAAUGAGCAACACAAAUCACACUGGAUAUGAUGUAGAUGAGGUUGAACAGCUUCGUCUGGAGAGGAUGCAGAUUGAUGAACAGUUACGUCAGAUCACUCAGGGUCACCGACCAGCUGACAGGGAGAGAGGGGAGAGAGGAGAUGGCAGUGCCAAUGCUUCCUCGUCCUCUUCACAUACCACUCGCUCCUACAAUGGUCGGGGGCGUGGGCGUAGAGGCCACAGCUACAGCACUGGAUAUGGCACCAACUCAGAGCAGUCCAAUGCCUCUGAGACAGAUUCAGAGCGCAGGGAUGAGCUCAGUGACUGGUCCCUUGCUGGAGAGGACCAGGACAGGGAGAGGGAGAGAGGCCAGCGCCCACAAAGAGAUGGUCGCAGGAGGAUUGGACCCGGUAGAGGCCGAGGAGGGACUGGAGGACGGGGAAGAGGAGGAAGGGGAGGAUACAACAACAGCUCUGCAGGACCUCGGGACCAUGAGGACAACCAUGCUUAUGGAGCCGUGGAGACAAACACAGAGACAGACCAGACAGCUGAUACAGACGCCAGUGAGUCCAACCUGCCUGCCAACCGACGCAGAAGAUCUCGGCGACGCAGAACAGAUGAGGACGCCACUCUGAUGGACGGCAUGAGCGAGUCAGACAACGCCUCAAUGAGUGAAAAUGGAGCAGAUGAGCCCGAGGCUAAACCUCAGCGUCGUAACCGUAGUCGACGUCGUCGCAUCCGUCUGCCUGAGGAGAGGCAGCCAGUGACCGUGGCUGACUACAUAUCCAGGGCUGAAUCUCAGAGCAGACAGACCACCAAGGACACCAAGAUAAAUAAGGAUGUGGGUCAGGUGGAUGCCAUUGCUGAGAACAGCCCGCCGUCCGCCCCGGCCACCACCAAUGGCUCCAACAACAAUGCUGCCGACAGUGAGGGCAGCAAUGCCACCAGUGCUCCUACGUCUUCCACUGAGAGGCCCGCCAAAGUCUCCUACAAAGGGGACUCUAACCCGCAACCCGUUGUAAACGGACUCUCCUAGUCAGACUGGAGCAUAGGGAAUGGUUUCAAAUAUUUUAAAUUCUUUGGCUGCACUCGAUUGAAUCUCCCUCGCUGUGGAGCAGCCUUAAAAACAAAACAUUUAAAUACAACAAGCACUGUUGCUUUUUUUUACUUUACAAAUAUUUGAAACCUGUUCCACUAUUUUAGAGGUCUGAACCUUAACCUCCCCUUUACACACGUGUUCUGUCCAACUAUUCAUUUUACUACCGUUUUUGUACAAUAGUACUUCCUGUAUGAGCUUGCCAAAGAUAGUCAAAACACACAGACACACACUCACAGACAUCUACUUAAUCGUACUUUUCAGUCCACUCUUCAUUGAGAGCUCAGGGAGAGGUCGGGCUGAACGCAGUAUUUAUAAAAUGCAGACAGGGAUUUCACUCAAACCCAUACUGUGGUAUGAAUGCAGCAGUUCCUUUUUUUAUUGAUAUAAAUAAUAUCAUAGCAGGGUUUUAGGAAAAAAAGUCCACCUUUUACUUGCUGGACUUAAAAAGAUGCUUCCACAACCUUUUUCAGGAUGUUUUGUGCAUCUGAAGUAGUUUGUAAAUUAAAUGUUCUGCAUGAGCAUUACCACAGUGCAGAUAGGUUUGUUGGAAACCCACGUAUGUUUGACAUACAUGUGAUCAGCUGUUGUGCCUUGAGAGUAGAUUCAACAUGUUGUUGCCUGGCUCUGCACACCAUCUGAAAUCUUUUCACUUAUUUCUGUGUUACUUGGUGACCAUAGCCUGCCACAGAUGAACCAGAUGGAGGGGAGGCAGGUGGAGGCAAACACUGAAAGGAUUUCAGAGACAUAUCUUUUUAAAAUCAGGUGUGUUUAUUCUUAAUGUUUGUGGGGAAAAUGAGUCUAGUUAUCCUUUAUAUAUGUAUCUGUUGAAGAGUUUGACAAUAGCUGCUUUCUGUUUUUCAAUAUGCAACCACUUCAGUCAGAAAGGAAAUGUUAUUACAGCGUGUCUGGAAAAGAAAAACAAUAGAAGAGUUGUUUUCUUUGCACUGAAACAUAUACGUUUUCUGUUAAAAAGUUGAUUGUAGUUGAGUCUGGAAACUGUUAAUGUUUAUUGCUGGACAGAGAUGUAGCCAUUAGUGCUGGGUUUCCUUGCAACAUCUCGUUGCUAAACAUCAGGUAGUUCAUGAUAUCAAGUAUGACGAGAGCAAUCCAGUUACUUCAAAAGAGACUCAAAGCAUGUUUGCUGUAAUCUGAGGUUAAAAUCUCAAAUUGCAAACAUUCUGUUUGAGCUGUAAGAACCAGACUACCAUGGUGAUGAGAUGUUUCUGGAAAACCGAGCCCAGGUGACAAUGUCAUUUUCAUGGUUCUUCCACAGACUGGCUGGCUGGAAACUGGUCACGACUGUUCCAUUAAGGAAGGAGAUUUAUUUGGUUUAUUUAUUUAAGAAAUGUACAGUAUUUAAAAGAAAAAAACAAAAACAAGAGAAGCUCUUCUUUUUCUUGACACUAAAACAUGCGUUACCUAGGGUUUUCUUUUCAAACAAAUGACAAUUUGGACUACUGAGAGUUGUCACAUCCCAAGUGUUUUUGUUGGGUCAACUACAGUAUGUUUUUUUUUUUUUUAAUGGAUCGUUCUGGUUGGUUGAUGUGCAAUAUGUUUUGUAUGCAGGUAGUUCUUAAAUAAACUUGAUCUUCCAUGUAGAUCUAAAACCA